Molecule: messenger RNA, 5264 nt
Organism: Polypterus senegalus (gray bichir)
Lineage: Eukaryota; Metazoa; Chordata; Cladistia; Polypteriformes; Polypteridae
Gene: tubgcp6
Product: tubulin, gamma complex associated protein 6
Exons: 26
Coding region: 158-5188 (1676 amino acids)
Biological process (GO): spindle assembly; mitotic cell cycle; meiotic cell cycle
Cellular component (GO): equatorial microtubule organizing center; spindle pole; gamma-tubulin complex
Molecular function (GO): gamma-tubulin binding; microtubule minus-end binding
Source: RefSeq, a predicted model, not a curated record
CAGACCGGAAGUAGUUCUAUUCUGCUUCUAAUUUAAUAUCAUAGCAAAGAGUAGUCAAAGUUAUGUAUUUGGGGAUUUUUAAUUUUGUGGUACACAGGAAUUGUCUUCAAAUAAACUGUUCGGUAGACUUCACGACGAGUCAUGCUUAAGGAUCAAGAUGGCUGCUCUCUUCAGACGAGUGGACAUGCCUGGCAUGGGUUCGUUGAGUAGAGAUUCUGUGGUGGGCAGCACCAUGGGCAUAACCCGACUGGUCAGUGAUUUGUGUGAAAUUCAUCUAGCAGGCCUGCCCAGGACAGGAGCCUUGAGAGAGGUGUGGAAACGACGGCUAAAACAGAAAGCCUAUGGGAUCUUGCUUUCCCGAAUUUUCCAGGAUAUGCGGACAUCCAAGACUGCUUCAGUUGGUUCUGGAGUGUCCACAACUCCAGGGAAGAACAAGGUACUGAUGCUGUCGUUUAAUCUGCGCGUGUGUGGUAGGGAGGAGGAUGCUCAGCGUUUGGAAGAAUUACUGGCAAUGCUGGAUGGACCUGGCAUGCUGCAGGAAACUGGUGCAGUCUUGGACCUGCUGGUGGACUUAGCAGGCUCAGUGCCCCCUUCACCCCAACUCUUCUCUCGAGAUUUCUUUCGCCGUACUCGCAAGGUUAUUCGGCAGCAGGAGUUGACAGGUUAUGAAGAUCCAGAGCUGCGGCAGCUAGAGGCCCGAGCUCGGGCGAUGGUGUGUGGUGAAGAAUGGACAGCUAUUGACAGUGUGCAUAGAACAAUGACUGUUAUGGAUGCGCCUCCAGGAACGGGGCUGAGCACCCUUCGGAUGCAAGGGAGAGGACCUUUUGAAGGAGAAGAGAGAUUUGAGCGGGAAACUCGCCUUUCUCUGUUUGGAGCCCUGGUUCACUCACGUACCUCAGACCUGGACAUUCGCUUGGACCUGCCUCCAGUUCCCAGUAACGCAGAGCUGACUGGACUGGCAAUUCGGGUUCCUCCAAGUGUUGACCAGUCAGAAGAUGAAGGGUUCCAGUCUGCCUCGAAUUUGACACCAGACUCCCAGUCAGAGCCCAGUCUGACACCUGACCUUGACAUCUGGGAAGCAGUACUCAAUUAUGAACCCAGUCAGAGGCGCUGUUGGGAGCGUAUUGGCUGUCCCCCUGGCAAAAAGGAAGAUCCGUAUGUGACUGAAGCUGGUAGAGCGGCCUUUGACCGACUUCACCAGAUCAGGGAGGCAGAGAUCCGCCUGCUGAGUGGCUCGCUGUCUCUUUCUCUUGCUCAACCUGGUCCACAGAGUGAAGCAGACCUUGUCAAGGAUGCUCUCAAUGUUCUAAUUGGUGUGGCAUCAGCAACUUUCUCUUUGAACCAGACUGCAACUGGUUUCCAGGUGAAACAUGGAAUCUUUAUCUCUGGCACCUCUACAGAGAGUGUGACUAGUCUGCUGGAAGAGUUGGCAGAGUGUGGUACCCACUACCUCAGGCUAAGUCGCUUUUCACUCCAGCCAGUCUUCAGUUCAAGCGCACAAAAGGGCCUCAUUUUUCAGGCUUUCACAGCAGGAGUACGUCGUUAUCUGCACUAUUACCGGGCCUGUGUCCUCUCCACACCACACACCCUCAGCCUGCUUAAUAUCGCUUUUCUUUUCAAGAAGCUUGGACGGCAGCUCAGGUACCUGUCAGAGCUAUGUUGGUGUGGUGGCACUGCAGGGGCACUUGGGCUCAGCAGGGUGGGCACUGGCUCCUUCCCCACUGGAGUGAAGCUGCUCUCCUAUUUAUACCAGGAAGCUCAGAGUAAUUGCAGCAAUGAAAAUUACCCUGUCCUACUGUCACUGCUUCGUAGCAGCUGUGAACCCUAUACUAGCAGGUUCAUCUAUGAUUGGGUGUACAGUGGGGUAUUUCGGGAUGUCAAUGGUGAAUUUAUGAUCCAGGUUGAUGAGGACUAUCUAGGCUGCAGAGACCGGCACUUUUGGACCCAUGGUUAUGUGUUGAUCUCAAGGGAUGUGGAAGAGUGUGUUCCAGUCUUCCUACAGCACAUAGCCAAUGAUAUAUAUAUGUGUGGCAAGACAGUCAAUCUUCUCAAAGUCUGCUCACCUAUGCAUUACAUCUGCUCAUCUGAGCUGUCAGUGCCCCGCAUAGCCGUCACCUUCUCCCUGCAAGAGCUAGAGGAAAUCGAAAGGGACUGCGAAAUCUACAGAGGCCGCAUGGAAAGGAUUGCACGGCACAGUGCCAUCAGCAGGGAGGCAAAGGCCCUACGGACAGAAAUUGCUAGGCAGGAGUUGAUAAUUCAAGUACAGGAGACUGCUGCAAAGACCCUGGAGACCAUCCAAGGACGACAGCUCUCUCAGAAGUUGGCUAAGGAGGCUAAGAAGCGUGAGCUUUUUCAAGAGCUGAAACAACAAAUGGAGAAGGAGCAACAGCGGCGGUUAGCAGCACAACAACAAGAGGAUGAAAAUGAUUUUGGCUUUGCUCGUGAGUUUCGGGAUCGAGAGAAGAGAUUACAGGUCCUGGAGCAGCAACUAGAGAACAAAGCCAGGAUGGAGCUGAUUGAACACUACAGUCGUCUUACAGAGGAGGCUGCUGCCCGAGAGCAGAGAGCCUUGUGGAAGGUCAGGAGACACCGGCUAGAAGCAGCUAGAGUCAGCUUUUUAGAAAAUGAUGCAAAGGAGAUACAGGCCCAACUUGAGAAGUUUCUUUUGGAUAGGUAUGUGAAACAAGAAGACCCUCAAGAUGCAACAGAGCAAGGGAUAAAGGAUACAGCAUGUCCAAUUCUGGAUCCUCCACAUCAAUACAGUGCCCCAUUUCUUCCUAAAAUGAAUGUGGCACUGAGUCACACUCCAUCUUCUGAAGACAGACGCAGUUCAGUAGAUACAGUGGAUAUGCAGGACUUUCUGCCUAAAUUCUCCAAUAUAAGUUCCAAGGUGGAUGCUGCUCUGGCAGAUAUUGGUUCUGAAUUGUGUGAAGGGGAUGUGAUUCCACAGGUGAACUAUGAUCUUCAUAUCCCUUGUACACAAGUCUCACCAACAGCAAAGCUGUCAGAAACCAUGAUUAAGCAGGACACUGGAGAUGUUGUUCAGUGUGAAACUGCUAUGCAGUCAACAGCAUUGCCGAUAGAUUCAGUUAAUCUAAAAGCUCAUGAUGACAACAGCAAAGUGGGGGAAAAUGUGUCCGAUGUUUGUAUAUCCUUACCUUGUUCAAAAGCUCAUGGCCAUUCCUCUGAUGCUAACAUCAAAAUUGGGGUAAAUAUGUCAGAAGUUCCUCAAGUCAGACCACGUUGGAAUAUCCAUGGUCAUGCUUCAGAUGCAAACAUCAAGGUUGGAGAAAAUGUGGCAAAUGUUGCUGCUUCCCAGCCUCGGUGGAAUAUUCAUGGUCACAUUUCAGAUGCCAACAUCAAGGUGGGAGAGAACGUAUCCGAUGUUGCUCAAGCCAGACCACGCUGGAAUGUUCAUGGUCAUGCUUCAGACUCCAGCAUUAAGGUUGGAGAGAAUGUGUCAGAUGUUGUUCAAGCCAGGCCUCGUUGGAAUAUCCAUGGUCACGCUUCAGAUGCCAACAUUAAAGUGGGAGAGAAUAUGUCAGAUGUUCCCCAAACCACACCUCGCUGGAACAUCCAUGGCCAUGCUUCAGAUGCCAAUAUCAAGGUGGGAGAAAAUGUUUCAGAUGUUCCUGUGCCUCACCCACGCUUGAAUGUUCAUGGCCACCCUUCAGAUGCCAAGAUCAAAUUGGGAGAGAGUACUUCAGAUAUUUCUCAAGACAAACCCUCUAAUGACACAAAGAGUAAAAUUGAGGAAAGGAUUGAAGAACCAGACCAACUACACCAGAGCAUCCAAGAACACGCAUCUACUUCCAGCAUGAAUACUGGUCUUCAGGCUGAGUCAGAGGAAGGGCACGAAUUGUCCAGAAUUUCACAUAAGCAGAAAGAAGAGGCCACAGAAAUACUCAAAAAGCUUGCACAGGAAGAGAAGAUCACCUUGGGCAAAUCUGCAGGAAGUGGACCUCAAUGGCAAAGUGAGCAGGUGUACCUGGACACAAUGGCAGCACGCUAUGAGGUGGAUAGAUAUCAGGACAGUUACUACAUGAUGGAUCAAUUGCCUGACUCCACCCUCCUACAGCAGGUCACUGCAGCCCGCUAUGCCCUCCCCCUGGACCCUGCUCUCCGCAGAGCCACCGAUGCCACAGCAGUGCAACUCAGUGAGCUGGUUUCUUUGCCUGUACUGAUGAAGCAUUCAGUCACAUCACCACUUGUCACACAUGUGUCCUUGGUGAAUAAGGCUGUUGUUGACUACUACUUUGUGGAACUAAGUGUUGAGAGCCACUGUGAGGCACUACGUCACUUCUUGCUAAUGGAGGAUGGAGAGUUUGCCCAGUCACUCAGUGAUCAGCUGUUUGAGAAGUUGGGUACUGGACAGACUCCUGGUCAACUACUGACUCCUCUAGUGUUGAACUCCAUCCUCAACAAGGCACUGCAGUACAGCUUACAUGGUCACUCACAAGUGGCUUCCAAGCUGACCUUUGCUCUGCGUUUCAUGCCUGAUGCCUUUCACCCCCAUGCUCCUGAUGUGCUGGCCUGUUUGGAGCUUCAGUACAAGGUGGACUGGCCUCUGAAUGUGGUCAUCACAGAGAGUUGCAUGAACAAGUAUAACCGCAUCUUCUCCUUCCUUUUACAACUCAAGCAUAUGGUGUGGACACUGCAUGAUGUCUGGCUGCACCUCCGUAGGGCAGCACUUGUGAAGGGAGCAGGCGGUUCAGCCCAGUUCCGGCAGCUACAACUCUACCGUCAUGAGAUGCAACACUUUGUUAAGGUCAUUCAGGGCUACAUUGCUAACCAGAUUCUUCAGGUCAGUUGGAGUGAGUUCCACCAGAGGCUGGCCAGUGUGGGAAACUUGGAAGAUUUAUAUCGUGCACAUGCUGACUACCUCAAUAAGGCUGUCUUCAGAGGCCUCCUCACUGAGAAGGCCACCCCAGUAAUGAACAUCAUCUACAGCAUCUUCAGCCUGAUCCUCAAGUUUCGUGCUCAGCUUAUCUCCCAAGCUUGGCAGUGCCAGCAGGGUGUGGCAGAGCACCCAAAUUUUGGAGCCAUGCAUCAGUCUUACCGCACAUUUAAGCACUACUCGCACUUCCUCUUCAAAGUUGUGACCAAGCUUGUGAAUCGGGGUUACCAACCACACUUGGAGGACUUCCUGCUCCGGAUCAACUUCAACAGCUACUAUCGAGAUUCAUGAUGGAUGUAUAUAUAUAUAUAGCCUUGAGUCUGCCUACUUGGCAGUGUAAACAUAUGUAAAUAAAGCGAUGAACUAA